This is a messenger RNA of Magallana angulata, 768 nucleotides long. RefSeq names its product putative universal stress protein SAUSA300_1656. The transcript is spliced from 4 exons. The record is from RefSeq and is a predicted model, not a curated record. The coding region runs from base 1 to 561 and encodes 186 amino acids. Lineage: Eukaryota; Metazoa; Mollusca; Bivalvia; Ostreida; Ostreidae.
AUGUUGAAAUUCACAUUUGGACCCCAAAGUCAUUCCAGUGACGUCAGAGUUCCAUCUAAUGGGGGUGUAACUGAGACUUUCCCCACAAGGACCGUGAUUGUAGGAAUGGAUGGAAGUGAGGACUCCAGAUUUGUGUUUCAUUGGUACGUGCAGAAUAUUCACAGGCCCGGGGACAGGGUUGUUAAUGUUUUCUCCGCGGAUUUCCAUUCGGAGCACGACUCCAGGUGGCUAUUUUCUUUUACAGAAAGUGUGGAAAAAAAAGUACGUGGAUCUCUUGACAAAGAAAGAGCAAGACACCUCGAGACAGUAAAAAAAUUCUCAAAACUGUUAGAAAACUCCAAGAUUUUAGGUGAAGUCAACGCCAUCGAUUCCAAAUCCCCGGGAGAGGGUAUAGUACAAGCUGCCAAAGAAAUCCACGCCUCUUUUAUCGUGACCGGCACAAGGGGUCUCGGAAAAGUGCGAAGAACUAUUUUAGGCAGUGUCAGUGACUAUAUACUGAGGCACGCUCCAAUGCCCGUAGUUGUUUGUAGAUAUGUGGAGAAGAAAGGUUGUGAAAAGUGAUAUCGUGAUAGAUGACAAUUAAACUGUAAACAUUCCUAAAGAAUAGUGUUGUCCUGAGCGGAACUGAUGAAAUGUCUGUAUGUUGAAGAUGUGUCAACUAUUGAACCUCUUACCACUAUGGAGUUCGUUUGAACUUUACCUUUCAAAUUAUUGUUAUGCAUAUGGACAUUGUCAUUUUGUAUGAUAUUAUUGUUUAAUAAAAUUAAG